UUCUAGUCGUUCCGGGGUAAAAGUGUGAUCCGCAGUGAACAUGUGCGUGUGAUCUGCUGGAGGUUAGUGAGCCUUUAAACGGAGCAUACGGAAAGUUAGGGUUAAAAAGUGGAAGGAGAGUUAAGGAGGUGAGAAACAAAGACGUUGUGGUAACCAGGAGUACCUUUGGUAUUCAUCAUGGGAAGAAAAUUAGAUCCCGCAAAUAAGGUGAAACGAGGCCCAGGACGGAAGGCCAGGAAGCAGAAGGGAGCAGAAGCAGAGCUCGCAAAAUUCUUAGAUGAGAAGAAAGAACCUAAAAGACUGUCUAGCCGAGCCAGGAAACGUGCUGUAAAGAGAACUCAAGUCCCUAAGAAAAAAGAAGAGACUGAAGAGGAAAAGCCAACAAAAGGAUUCACUGAUGAGAAUAGCGAGUGGCUGAAGCCAGUCAAGCGGAAGCGCCCUGUUGAAGAUAUUGGUGAAGACAGUGACAGUCAAUGGGAGCAGGAUGAAGAGGAGGAAGAGGAUGGAGGACUGGGACAGGAAAUCGGAGACCCCGAGAUGGAGGAGGAAGAUGAUGAUGAAGAUGAAAUGGUCGAUGACUAUGGAGUCAUGGAGGAAAGCAGCGAUGGAGAUGAAGAUGAUGGGGACGAACAUAGUGACGGGGAGGAUCUCCUCCCCAUUGAGCGGGCUGCCCGGAAACAGAAGAAGCUUCAGGAUGCCAUGCAGGACGAGAGAGAUGAAGAACAAGAAGAGGGCGGCAGUGACCAUGUGGAUGAGGAGGACACUGUACAGGCCAAUAUUGAUGAAGUCGGUACAUUUACGUUUCCCAAAGAUGAGAAACAUGAGAAGGAGGGGAUUCUUCCAUUGGAUCUGAAGUCCAUUUAUCAGAGAAUAAAGGGCAAUGUGGAAGUUCUCUCGGACUUUAACAACAGAAGAGAGGAGGGGAAAGACAGGGCUGAUUACCUCUCCCUGUUGAAAGAAGACCUGUGCACUUAUUAUAGCUAUAACACAUUCCUCAUUGAAAAGCUGCUGGAGAUCUUCCCACUAUCAGAGCUCAUAGAUUUCCUGGAGGCCAACGAGAUCCAGCGGCCCAUCACCAUUAGGACUAACACCCUUAAGACAAGAAGACGAGACUUGGCUCAGGCUCUGAUCAACAGAGGUGUCAAUUUGGAUCCUUUGGGGAAAUGGUCCAAAGUUGGGCUGGUCAUUUUUGACUCCCCUGUACCUAUAGGUGCUACCCCAGAGUACCUUGCUGGUCACUACAUGUUGCAGGGUGCUUCCAGUCUCCUGCCUGUCAUGGCACUUUCUCCACAGGAGGGGGAAUCCAUCCUGGACAUGAGUGCUGCACCUGGGGGCAAGACAACGUAUAUGGCCCAGCUGAUGAAGAACACGGGUUUGAUUGUUGCAAAUGAUGCCAGUGCAGAAAGGCUGAAGAGCGUUGUGGGAAAUAUCCAUCGUCUGGGCGUUACCAACACCAUCAUCUGCAACUAUGAUGGCAGGCAGUUCCCCAAGGUGAUGGGCGGGUUUGAUCGGGUUCUACUGGAUGCCCCAUGUUCAGGCACUGGAGUAAUUUCAAAAGAUCCAGCUGUGAAAACCAGUAAGGAAGAAAUUGAUAUCAAGCGCUGUGCUCACCUUCAGAAGGAACUCAUACUGUCUGCCAUUGAUUCCCUCAAUGCGGAGUCUCCAACAGGGGGCUACCUGGUCUACUGUACCUGCUCCAUUAUGGUGGAGGAAAAUGAGUGGGUGCUCGACUAUGCUCUGAAGAAAAGAAAUGUGAAAUUGGUGCCCACUGGCUUGGACUUUGGUAAAGAAGGCUUUACCAGGUUCAAACACCAUAGGUUUCACCCAUCCCUUCGUCUUUCUCGUCGGUUCUACCCACAUUCACAUAAUGUGGAUGGUUUCUUUGUGGCAAAACUGAAAAAAUUCUCCAACACUGUUCCAACCACAACUGUUGAUGAAAACCCAGAACAAGAAAAUAAUCCUGCUAGUAGUGAAACACCUGCUCCUUCAGGCGAUGCUCCCUCAACAGUUGAAAAGACAAAACUGAAGGCCAAAAAACAGACACCAAGCAAGUCAGACACUGACAAUAAGAAGACAGAAACUAAUGGGAACCCUGCAAAAAGCAUCACAAAAAAAUCACCAGGACCCUUAAAUAAGAAAAUGAAAAUGGAUGGAAAGAAACCACAAAAAUUUGUCAAGAAAGAGGGAGCGGCAGCACAACAGGCAGAGAAAACAGGAGAGAAAAAGGAAGGGAACAGGUUUGAGAAGAAAGAGGGCAAAAAGAAAUGGAAAAAACCAAUGAAAGAAAAAAGAAUGGGGAAUAAUAAAUUCAAGAAAUUUAAAAAGAUGGGGCAGAAGGCAGCGAGAGCGUAAGUUCAGCAAAUUCCUGGAAUGGAUGCACUGUUGUACCUGGCGUUGGUGCGGCAGGAGGACAGAACACAGCUGUGGGGUGCGUUGGUGCUGGAGUCAUCAAGGUGAUUCUCAGGAGACCACAGGCAUUCCAAGCACUGUACAGUAUGUCAGCGUGGUGGCAUCUCAGAUUCUGGUAUCAAAAGUUCCAUUUAAGAACUUCAGACUUCUGUGACAUUUUCAUGGAAAAGUUUUAUGUGUUUGUCAAUUUUUUUCAUGUAUUUUAUAGUAAAUUUCUUGUGGGAAGAUUGAAUAAAAUCCUCCUGUGCAGAAAGUUUACAUUUGUACGUCCUACU
Molecule: messenger RNA, 2684 nt
Organism: Scleropages formosus (Asian bonytongue)
Lineage: Eukaryota; Metazoa; Chordata; Actinopteri; Osteoglossiformes; Osteoglossidae
Gene: nop2
Product: NOP2 nucleolar protein homolog (yeast)
Exons: 16
Coding region: 178-2352 (724 amino acids)
Biological process (GO): maturation of LSU-rRNA; rRNA base methylation
Cellular component (GO): nucleolus
Molecular function (GO): RNA binding; rRNA (cytosine-C5-)-methyltransferase activity
Source: RefSeq, a predicted model, not a curated record